This is a messenger RNA of Tetrahymena thermophila SB210, 372 nucleotides long. RefSeq names its product dynein light chain tctex-type 1 protein. The record is from RefSeq and is a predicted model, not a curated record. The transcript has a single exon. Gene Ontology annotation, cellular component: cytoplasmic dynein complex; cytoplasm. Gene Ontology annotation, biological process: microtubule-based movement. Lineage: Eukaryota; Ciliophora; Oligohymenophorea; Hymenostomatida; Tetrahymenidae. Gene Ontology annotation, molecular function: dynein intermediate chain binding.
AUGGCUGAGGAUAAUAUUGAUGAACAAACAUUUUAGCAGGACGAAACAGAAAAGCAAGUAGUUACCUAUAUAGAAAAAGUUUUGUAAGGAAAAGAUUAUAAAGAAGAUAUGGUUCCUCAAUGGAUUAACGAAAUAUGCGAAUAAACAUUAGAAUACUUAAUAAAGCAGUAAAAACCCUAUAAAUAUAUGGUAAAUUGUAUGAUAAUGCAAAGUACGGGUACGGGAGCGUGCGCUGCGUAGAGUUGCUUUUGGGAUGGUGUUGUAGAUGGUAUCGCAAUAAUUAAAUGGCCUAAGGAUAGCAAAGAAUAUUCAAAAAAUUAAGUUAGUGCAAUAGUUACAGUAUUUGCAUCAUCAUUAGUUCCUAAUCAUUGA